Messenger RNA from Branchiostoma floridae (Florida lancelet), 1987 nucleotides. RefSeq names its product geranylgeranyl transferase type-1 subunit beta-like. Gene Ontology annotation, molecular function: CAAX-protein geranylgeranyltransferase activity. The transcript is spliced from 9 exons. Gene Ontology annotation, cellular component: CAAX-protein geranylgeranyltransferase complex. The record is from RefSeq and is a predicted model, not a curated record. Gene Ontology annotation, biological process: protein geranylgeranylation. NCBI's taxonomy places the organism in Eukaryota, Metazoa, Chordata, Leptocardii, Amphioxiformes, Branchiostomatidae. The coding region runs from base 51 to 1157 and encodes 368 amino acids.
AUAUUUUAUCCGUAUCUAGUGUUAACAAAUACAUUUCUUGUGUUACUACCAUGAAAGCCAAGAUGGCCGCCGCGGUUUGUAAUUCUGGAACUCAGUCUGAAUUUGCAAAAGAAAAACAUGUCAAAUUCUUCAAGAGAUGUCUACAAGUUCUUCCUAGUAGGUACUGUUCACUAGAUACGACGAGGUUGACAGUUGCUUUCUUUGCCCUCUCUGGUCUGGACCUUCUUGGAGCCUUAGAAACUAUUAAUAAACAAGAGAUCAUAGACUGGAUCUACUCCCUACAAGUUUUGCCUGACAAAGAUGAUGAAGACAAAAAUCUGUUCAGAUGUGGUUUCCGUGGCUCUUCAACAAUAGGAGUGCCAUACAAUCCAUCAAAGGAAGAAGUAUCAGCAUAUCCAUAUGACAGUGGACACAUAGCAAUGACUUACACAGGACUGUGCUCCUUGCUGCUGCUUGGUGACGAUCUGUCCAGGGUGAACAGGAAAGCUUGCAUCAAAGGGCUGCAAUCCCUGCAACUAGCAGAUGGAAGCUUCUAUCCAUCUCUAGAGGGGGGUGAGAAUGACAUGAGGUUUGUGUACUGUGCCUCCUGUGUCAGCUACAUCCUGGAUGACUGGAGUGGCAUGGAUGUGGACAAGGCGGUCAGCUACAUCAAAAACAGCAUGGGUUAUGAUUUUGGAUUGGCUCAGGGACCUGGACUUGAAACUCAUGGUGGCUCCACGUUCUGUGCAGUGGCAUCCCUGUGCCUUAUGAACAGAGUCCAGGAGGCCUUCUCUGACAGACAGCUGGACGGGCUGAAGAGGUGGUGUCUGUUCCGCCAGCAGUCAGGCUUUCAGGGGCGACCAAACAAGCCUACCGACACGUGCUACUCCUUCUGGGUGGGGGGGACACUGAAGCUGCUGGACUGUUAUCCCCUGAUUGACCACAUGGCCAACAAGGACUUCAUCCUGUCCACUCAGGACACUGUGGUAGGGGGGUUUGCCAAGUGGCCAGACAGCCAUCCUGAUGCUCUGCACUCAUACUUUGGUGUGGCUGGCUUGUCUUUGCUUGGGGAGGAAGGUCUCCAACCAAUGUUUCCUGCCUUGAACAUCAGCCAAGGUGCUGCCAACAGCCUGCGGUCUAUUCACAAGAGCUGGCGCAAACAGCAAGUGGACAGCUGACAAAAUUUCUGAUCAUGUAUAGAUAGGAAUGUCCAAGAUUUUUUAAACACAGAUAGUGGAAAAGAUGGAACAAUUACUCCAGGCCCAUAAUCAGAAGGUAUUUUGUAUUUCUGGAACACGAAUACCGCUGUGCAUUCAAGCAGAGUUCGAAGGGAAAGUUUUAUUUUGCUUGCCCCAUUUUUCCAAUUAGGACGACACAUAUGAAGACCAUGCCAAUGUAAGAACAUCCUAACUGUUGAACUGGACUGCAGAGACCUAUUUGAUUCAAUGAGUGUAAAUAAUAUGAUGUGAGAUUAUUAAACUACAGUGCUAUGAGAAAUAAAGUCAAUAUUGUUGCAAUUAUUUUGCCAUACAGAUGAGAAAAUGCCUUCAUAUUCAUAAUCCUGGAAAACAAAUUGCAUGUGUCACCAAGAAUACACAAACUUUAAGCUAAAAUACAGUGUCUCGAAACCAAGCAGUCACAAUACCUGUAAUGUAUGUUUUAAAUCUAUUUCAUUUUUAGAAUGCAAGGGGAGCUAUUAAGCAAGAAAUCUGACUGGCUCUAUAUAUUUUUUGUUUUAAUAUGCAAGUAUACUAAGUCUAUCUUAUUGUUACAUUCACAAAAGCAGUCAUCAUAUAGAUGUUGUAAAGCAAUUUGGUACAAAUGUUGCCAUCUGAAACUGUGAUACAUGCAAUACUAUACAUUUGAUCAAUUUAACUUAUAACUGUAUGUUAUGACAGUUGCCCAUCCAUGUUAUGUGAGGCCAUAUUUACAUAAUUGUAUGUUUAUCAUCAUGUUUAAUUUGAAUUGACCAUCCUGAUAGAUAAUAAACACAGAUCAUUGUACCUUG